AUGAAAUAUUUUUUCUUAAUUUGGUUUGUUUAUUUGACUCUCGGAAAUUCAAUUGUAGGAAAAAAAGCCUCAGGUAAUCAUAUUCAGUAUAUCUUAGAAUAGUUCUUCCCACUAAUUAUGGAUUGGCUCAAAAAAUAAGAAUAGAAGAUUGAUUAGGCUUUGGCUUUCAGGGCAAUAACUGAAAUUAUUUAACAAACUGAUGAAGAACUAUUGUAAAUCAAUGAAAAUUCGGAGUUUGUCAAGUCAUUUCAAUAAUAAGUAUUCUGUUAGAGUAACAUUAUCAAGAUAUUGAAAUAUUGCAAAGAGAAACAGGAUUUUGAACAUGAUAGGAUAGAGAAUAUAGAGAAAUUCAUACAAGAUGAACUCAAACACAACUCCAACUAUUUCAAAAUUAUGAUCAAAGACAAAGAAAAAAUGAUAGAUUAAGAUAAUAAAGAAUUGGAAAAAGUCAAAAAAUCCAUCAAAGAUCAUACCAAAAUGAAAGAUAAAUUAAAUGAUAUUCUGGAAUUAAUCCAAGAAAUCGAUAUAAGUAAAUUCAAAUAUUUAUAUGAUAGGCUCACAAAUAGGAACUGCUGAAAAGUUAUAUAAAAUAUUAGAAAUUAUUGAAUCAAAAGCAGUUAUCGGACUGUUUAAACAAUAAUCUGAAGAAAUAUAACUUUAUUUAACACAUGUUGAUUAGCUUUUCAAAACCAAAAAUUUUCAAUAAGACUAAGUAAUUUUUUGAUUUCAUCCUAGUUUGAAAUAAUAAAUCUGAUUUCUAUGAUUAAGAACAUCUUAUUGGACAUGAAAUUUAACAUACAACUGAAAAUGGAAGAAGAUGAUAUGGCAACCCUUGAAACAAUACGAUUUUUUGAAAAUACCAAAAUUACUCAUCAAAUAGCACUGGAUUAUUUUAAGGAAGAAUCCAAUCAAUUCUUAGGUAAUUAUUGUAGCUAUAGGAAUCAUAGGUAAUUUAAUGAAAAUAUGGGAAUAGUCUUUUGAUAAUUAAAAUGAGAUAUACAAGGAUAACAUAUAAUUUUGUUAGAUUAUUGAACAAUUAUCUUAAGAAAUGAAUAAAGUUGAUUCUCUUAAUUCUACACCAUAAUUUAAAAAAUACUCUCUAAAAAAAACAGAAGUCUAAUUCUUAAAGCAAUCAAAUUGA
Messenger RNA from Paramecium octaurelia, 1141 nucleotides. The record is from the annotation of a GenBank genome assembly. Lineage: Eukaryota; Ciliophora; Oligohymenophorea; Peniculida; Parameciidae.